Dichotomopilus funicola is the source of this 276-nucleotide messenger RNA. RefSeq lists its product as uncharacterized. The transcript has a single exon. The record is from RefSeq and is a predicted model, not a curated record. Bases 1 to 276 code for a protein of 91 amino acids. Lineage: Eukaryota; Fungi; Ascomycota; Sordariomycetes; Sordariales; Chaetomiaceae.
AUGGGUCAAAACCUCUCCCUCUCCGAGCCCUUCGCGGACACCUCAGGCGUGGUCCUCGCCCCCUGGGACCGCAAUGCCGACAUCCUAGUGGGCAUAUUCUGGGCCUGCUCACUGUACGCCAUCGGCAUGAUCUGGUGCGCCAUCGGCCUGCUACGGCGCUGGGCGGGAGGACCGGACAAUGAUCGCGGGGUUAAUAUAUUUUCGGUGUUGGCGGCGUUUUUGCUGUCAACGGGGUGGCCGGUGAUUUUGUUGUAUUUUGCUAUGUCGAGUCGGUAA